This is a messenger RNA of Drosophila erecta, 2413 nucleotides long. Its product is annotated as DDB1- and CUL4-associated factor 10 homolog. The transcript has 3 exons. Gene Ontology annotation, molecular function: protein binding. Gene Ontology annotation, cellular component: Cul4-RING E3 ubiquitin ligase complex. The record is from RefSeq and is a predicted model, not a curated record. Lineage: Eukaryota; Metazoa; Arthropoda; Insecta; Diptera; Drosophilidae. Bases 409 to 2277 code for a protein of 622 amino acids.
CUUUUCAGGGCUGCAAUAUAAAAUUGUAUGAUCAUAAUGUCAGAAAAUAUUGAACUCCAAUAAGUGCUUUGGAAUAGAACUACUUCGAGUUAAGGGGCGCUAAAACAAUCGAUUGCAUUCAUCCACAGAUUAUUCUGUCAAAUAAAGGGUAAUUCAAAGCCUGAUGAUUACCCUGCCGUUAGGAAAUAGUGUAAUCUACCAUUGUUCAACUUUCUUAAUCCCUUAUUGUUCAGUUGUAAAAAAGAAAUCGGUUACAAGCAACACGGCGUUGCAGCCCUCGUUUUAGAAUAAACACAAGAAAGGCCACGGGGAAAUUGAAUCGCGGUUCCUGAAGAAUCGCGAGCAGGCACACCAAAACAUAUUUCUCCAGGUUUUCCGAUCCGAUCGAAAGAUCCCACAAUUCACACAAUGGAGCGGUACUUGAGCCGCCGCGAAAGUGGCUUCCACAUCCACCGGAGCGACGACAACUCCCUGAUGCGGCGGAUAUACAGCUCGAUGAACAUGUUCAAUAGCUACCACGCCAACUGCAAGCCCACGGAGGCGGGGCGCACAGGGGCCAUCUUCAACCUGGAGUUCAAUGCCGAUGGGAACGUUGUCGUGGCCGCCACGGAGAGGAAGUGCGUCCUAGUCUUCGACGCCAUCACACAGAAGGAGAUCUUCAAGGUACCGGACGCCCACACAGAUAGUGUCAACUGCAUCAAAUUCUUUGACGAGCGCCUCUUCGCCACCGGCUCCGACGACUUUACGGUGGCCCUGUGGGAUCUGCGGAACAUGAAGCAGAAGUUGCGCGUCCUCCAUGGCCACUCCAACUGGGUGAAGAACAUCGAGUACUCCUCCAAGGACAAGCUGCUCGUCAGCUCGGGCUUCGAUGGCAGCAUCUUCACUUGGGACAUCAAUUCGCAGACGGAACAGGGUCUAAUUUCGCAGCGCGUAUUUCAUGCCAGUGGAUUGAUGCGCUGCAGGAUUUCGCCCACGGGCGAUAAGCUGGUUCUCUGCACAAGCGGUGGAUACAUUAUGAUUAUCCACCAUCUCGACCUAACAACGCUGCACAAAGAUCUGUGCGGAUUUAGGCCCGGUAUCUACCGACUGAUGCAGUUGGGCGAACAGUACAUCCCACAGGCCGCAAAGUACGACCAUGUGUUCUCCAAGCGACAGAAGAAAAACCGCGUGGAGCUGGUCACCGACUUUCCAGAGAACAACGACGCCGAGAUGAUCAUGGCCUUGCAAAUUCACCCGCAUUGUUGCUGCAUGCUGACGAGGAACGUCAGCUGCGACGAGCAGAGCGAGUGGACCUGCAUCCACGACAUCAACGAGGAGCCGGUGCGCAGCGAGGAUGAGCAGGACGAGGUGGAGCCACAGCCCAAGAGAAAGCGAGUGUCCACCACACUGGCCAGCCGCAGCACGUUGAAUGAACCCGCCCAAGACCAGGAUACCGAUGGGCUGCUUCCCAGACAGCCACGUAGACCAAUGCGCGUCAGCACUGUACAGGUGUUCCAGUUGGAUAACGCUGGAACAGGCCGUGGGGCCUCUGUCAACGCAUCAGUCCUGACUCGUUCGGAUUCCUUCAUACCGGACAUCUGGGCGGCGGAGGUCACAGUCCAGGAGCGGGCCAUCCGACAAAACCGUGCACGCAUCUCCAAUAACCAUGUCAGCGGCUAUAACUUUGUGUACGCCAUCAGCAGCGGAGUGCUUCCGCUUCGACAAUCGGGGGCAAAUCGUCUGAUGGGCAACAGCAGCAGUCCUCGCCCCCUGUCUACCCCGCCGCCCACAGAGAGCAACCAGACCAGCAGCAGUAGCUCCAGUAACAGUAGUUCCAGCAGCAGUUCCAGCUCCAGCAACAUCAGCGACACCACGGUCCGUUUAGAGAUCGGCCAUAGGCUGCGUCUGCGACCUUUCAAUAGUCAUGUGACAACGCCAACGUUCAAGGAGAACGGUCAUUCAAUACUGGUGAAUGCCAAGAAACUGCUUUACUACGCCGCCGAGACCAACACCAAGCCGGGCUUUAUCAAGGAACCGGGAUUUUCAGCGGACGGUCGGGUAGUCUGCUCGCCGUACGGCAAUGGAGUGAGACUCCUAGGCUACAGUGAUGACUGCUGCGACUAUCCGAGAUGUCAGGCGUUUGAGGAGGUGAAGAGCAAACCGCGAAAGCUUGUUGAGCUAGCCGGGAUCACCGAGCACCAGGACGUCGUUCUGUGCGCCAAGUUUAGCCCCAGGGAACCGCUCCUUGUAACCGGAUGCAACGGUGGCGAGGUGACCUGGUAUCGACCCAAUCUGUAGACUUCAGUUGAGCCGCGCGAAGAGCGCUCACUGUCAAACUGUAUAUUUUAUUUUCCAUUUAGGCGUAAUUCGACUUAUUUCAAGCAUAUUUUGGCGAAAUACAAGGCACUCGAAAUAUGGUGGACCGAUAAAGCAG